Sphenostylis stenocarpa is the source of this 2268-nucleotide messenger RNA. The record is from the annotation of a GenBank genome assembly. Lineage: Eukaryota; Viridiplantae; Streptophyta; Magnoliopsida; Fabales; Fabaceae.
AUGGCGAGUCUGUUCGGCUCAUCGUCUUCCGCUUCGUUCAAGAUGAGAGUCACCAACACGCCUUCCAGCGACCUCGUCCUCACCAACCUCGCCUUCUGUUCCCCCUCCGAUCUUCGCAACUUCGCCGUCCCCGGCAGCGACCAGAUUGGGUUGAACUCCAUUCAACGGCGGUGUGCCAAAGUUUCCACUGGUGAUUCCGUACAAUUGACCCGAUUUGUGCCUCCUGACAACUUCAAUCUCGCACUGCUAACCAUUGAAUUGGAAUUUGUCAAAAAGGGGAAUAAGAGUGAGCAGAUUGAUGCUGUUCUACUGGCUAAGCAACUCCGGAAAAGAUUUAUAAACCAGGUUAUGACUGUGGGGCAGAAAGUGUUAGUUGAGUACCAUGGAAAUAACUAUUGCUUUACCGUCAAUAAUGCUGCUGUUGAAGGUCAAGAAAAGUCUAAUUCUCUUGAAAGAGGGAUCAUUUCUGAUGACACAUACAUUGUUUUUGAAACAUCACGGGAUAGUGGAAUUAAGGCGAAAUCUGAGAAGAGUCUUGAGGAAGCUAUCUACAGUGCUGAGGCAGCACUGAUUUCACAGAUUGUCAAUCAACGGGAGGGUGCAACUAGCAACAUUUUCAAGCAGAAAGAAUUUAACCUUCAGUCACUGGGUAUUGGUGGUUUGAGUGCAGAGUUUGCUGAUAUAUUUCGAAGAGCUUUUGCCUCUCGCGUUUUUCCUCCCCAUGUGACAUCUAAACUAGGAAUCAAACAUGUGAAGGGCAUGCUUCUUUAUGGACCUCCUGGAACUGGAAAGACACUUAUGGCACGUCAAAUUGGAAAAAUUUUGAACGGGAAGGAACCAAAGAUUGUAAAUGGCCCUGAAGUGUUGAGCAAAUUUGUUGGUGAAACUGAAAAGAAUGUUAGAGACCUUUUUGCUGAUGCUGAACAGGAUCAGAGGACCAGAGGGGAUGAAAGUGAUUUACAUGUUAUAAUCUUUGAUGAAAUUGAUGCUAUUUGUAAGUCAAGAGGUUCAACUCGAGAUGGUACUGGAGUUCAUGACAGCAUUGUAAAUCAGCUUCUUACUAAGAUAGAUGGUGUGGAGUCACUAAAUAAUGUUUUGCUUAUUGGAAUGACUAACAGAAAGGAUAUGCUUGAUGAAGCUCUCUUAAGACCAGGGAGGUUGGAAGUCCAGGUUGAGAUAAGCCUUCCUGAUGAAAAUGGUCGAUUGCAAAUUCUUCAAAUUCAUACUAACAAAAUGAAAGAGAAUUCUUUUCUAGCUCCUGAUGUGAACCUUCAAGAGCUUGCUGCUCGAACGAAAAAUUAUAGUGGUGCAGAACUUGAAGGUGUGGUGAAAAGUGCUGUCUCAUAUGCUUUAAAUAGACAAUUGAGUCUAGAUGAUCUCACUAAGCAAGUGGAGGAAGAGAACAUUAAGGUCACGAUGGACGACUUUUUGAAUGCACUGCAAGAAGUUAUUCCCGCAUUUGGUGCUUCAACUGAUGAUCUUGAAAGAUGCAGUGUGGAAAACUGUGAGGAAGGACUCCAUGGCAUGGUGGACUGUGGUAGUCGACAUCAGCACAUUUAUCAAAGAUCAAUGCUACUUGUGGAGCAAGUUAAAGUGAGUAAAGGAAGCCCACUUGUCACUUGUCUUCUGGAAGGAUCCCGUGGCAGUGGUAAAACUGCACUGGCAGCUACUAUUGGUAUUGACAGCGAUUUCCCGUAUGUCAAGAUAGUUUCAGCUGAAACAAUGAUUGGUCUACAUGAGAGCACCAAAUGUGCACAGAUUAUUAAGGUUUUUGAGGAUGCAUACAGGUCACCCUUGAGUGUCAUAGUUCUUGAUGACAUUGAGAGAUUAUUGGAGUAUGUAGCCAUUGGUCCUCGUUUUUCAAACUUGAUUUCUCAGACACUACUGGUUCUGCUCAAACGGCUUCCUCCAAAGGUUUCUGUUCAUCCUUGUUCUGGCAAAAAACUCAUGGUUAUUGGCACAACAAGUGAACUGGGUUUCUUGGACUCAAUUGGAUUUUGUGAUACCUUCUCUGUUACUUACCACGUUCCGACCUUGAACACAAAGGAUGCUCGGAAGGUCCUCGAAGCAUUGAAUGUGUUCUCCGAUGAAGAUAUUGAUUCUGCUGCAGAGGCAUUGAAUGAUAUGCCUAUCAGGAAGCUAUAUAUGUUGAUUGAGAUGGCAGCGCAAGGGGAGCAAGGUGGAUCUGCAGAGGCUAUCUAUUCUGGCAAAGAGAAGAUUAAUAUUUCUCAUUUCUAUGAUUGCCUCCAGGAUGUUGUUAGAUUAUAA